AUACAAAAAUCCUUUACGCAUUACUUUCUAUAUGGUAUCACAGCCUUGAUCCAACUCCACUCAUUUUUUUUUUCGAGCCUUCUUCUUCUUCAUGGCUUCACCGCCACCUUCUCCCCAUACCGAGACCACCUCCGGCAACAUAUCCACUGAUGUUCAUGUUCCAAACACCUCGGAGCCCAACAAACCCCUUCUAUCUAUCAAUCUUGGGAAUGUUAUCAAACUUUCUCCCACAAAUUAUAUCUCUUGGAAACUACAAAUUCAAUCCAUUCUCACCGGCUAUGGCCUUGAAGGAUUCCUAGACGGAUCACAUCCGUGUCCUCCUGCCACUAUCACUUCCAAUGGUGUCAUCAAUCCCAACCCGGCUCAUGUCUCCUGGAUCCGCCAGGAUAAACUUCUUUUUGGUGCUCUCAUCGGUACUCUCACACCUUCUGUUGUUUCCCUUAUCACACGUGCCAACACCACUAAGGAUGCAUGGGAUACUCUUUCUUCCGUGUAUGCGCAACCCUCUCGUGGUCAUAUCAAACAACUCCGGUCUCAACUAAAAAAAUACACCAAAGGCUCCAAGACCAUUACCGAAUAUAUGCAUUUUAUUAAAACCGCUGCCGAUGAAUUAGCUCUUCUUGGGAAACCCUUGGAUCAUGAGGAUUUCAUUGAAACCAUUCUUGAUGGUCUUGAUGAAAGUUACAAAUCGGUUAUUGAUGCUGUUGAUGGUCGUAUUCAUUUAUUCCAGAAUUCAACUAAUUAUAUGUGUAGUGCAUGGUGGAGUCACAGAAGUUCCGUAAGUGGUCUCGACUUCUUAUGUACAAUUGUACAAAUUAAAUAUAGAUAUAUAUGUUGACAGGAGUAUUCAGGUCCGGCCAGGCCGGACCACUCCCCUGUCCGGCCACCUCAAUUUGAAGUGGUUUCCGGUGGUAUUUUUGACCCUUUUUUUUUUUUAAUGUUCAUCAUCAAGUCUAGUUUAUUCAUACCAAAUUUGAGCAAAAAAAUUCAAUCGGGAAGGUCGUCAAAUGAUUUUUGCAAGUUAACUGGUCCGGAAUAUAUUUCUCCUUAGUAAUAUGAUAUUAUUAAUAAAAAUUUAUCAAACACACAAGACCGUGAAAAGAGAGAGGGAUUUGUUGCUCUAUCCUUCCUUGGUUCCUCUUCAUUAGAAAUUUAGAAUCAAAUCCAAUCAUUUUAUAGAUCCCCAUUCGAGGAACAAUGUAAGUAUAGUAGUUCUUAGAAGUUAGAACAAUGAGUGAAUGUUUAUAAUAGUUUUUGUCAUAAAAAUUAUACGUAAAAAACAGAAAUUUUGUCAUCUAUCCAAAUACUAAUAUAACAGGAAAUGACCCUCAAUAGGACUAAAAAAUGUUUGUAUAUUUUAAAAUAGGGCUAUCAUGUUUUUAUUCCUUAAAUAGAAGUAAUUACAGUCAUGUUAUGCCAGUAUCAAACCUUAAACACGACAAUAUUUUCCAAGUUUGACGGUAAUAAUUACUCCUAUUUAUGGAAUAAAAACAUGACAGUUCUAUUUUGGAAUUCUCAAAUAUUUUUACUCCUAUUUCAGAAAUUCUUCCGAUAAUAUAACACAUCAAAGAAACUAAUAUAGAAAACUAUUAGAAAAAAUAUAUUUAAGGAGUAACUUUUUCAUAUUAGAACAAUUAUUACUUGCAAUAAAUAAUUUUGCAUUAGGGAAAGACGUGAACGAUAUACUCCCUCCGUCCCGCAAAGAUGUUCUCGCUUUCCAUUUUUGGAUGUCCCAAAAAGAAGUUCUCUUUCCCUAAAUGGAAAGUUAUCCUACAUCAAAACAGUGUCAAACAGUGCAAAACAGUGUCAAACAAUGUCUAAACAGUGCCAAACAGUGUCUAAACAGUGCCAAACAUUGUCUAAACAGUGAUGUCAAAUUUAUUUCCUAAAUAUGUGUGUAGGUCAAACCGGGAACAUCUUUGCGGGACGGAGGGAGUAUCAUUUAAAGAGUAACUUUUUCAUAUUCCAGAUCACAUUUUUUGUAGACUAAAAUAAACUGCAAAUUUCUAAUCAAGAUGCAUAGUUCAAUCUUUCACUAGUUCACUUACAUGAGAGAACCAAAGAAAAUCAGUAAAUGCUACCAAUGAAUCAUGAGUAUACACGAGCUGAGGAAUUUUAAUGUGGAUGCCUCAAAAUUUUAGGUUUGAAUCGUAUAAAUGUUGUUGAAUAACGAGUUGAAAGUAUGGAAAAAUUUAUAAGUUUGAUUUUCAUUUCUUAAUUUUAAUAAUAAUAUAAUGUAUAUAGAUAUUUAAAAUAUAGUUUAAAGAUCAAAUGAGAAUAAUGCUUAACCUGAGAGCGUGAGUAUACCCACGUUUAUUCCAAUAUGAUGCACAAUGAGGCUCACCAGUUGCACAUUCCACAUUAUGCGUAAUAUUUAUCAAAAUUUCACCGCAAUUAUUUAAUGGUCUUUGUAUGAGCAAAAGUGAAAAACUGCACAACAUGAUAGUAUAUGUACACGGAGUAUAUAAUUGAAGAAUUUAUGGACUCUGGCUAUGAGUGCAUGCCCUAUUGCUCUUGCUUCACGAUUGGCCCUGACAAUUUCAUUAAUUACACACAUGCAAAAUAUUCAAAAAAAUAUUAACUGAAAGAUAGAUAACAAAAAAAGAAGUGUUGUGAAAUGAAGAAGAUGCAGAACAGAUUAAAGAGAUAGAUAUAAUAAUAAAAGCUCUAAAUUAUUUAUUCUUAAUAUAUGAUAAUUUCUGAAUGAAUUUACAAGGUUUCACCAAGCUCCUAUUUAUAGUGAUUGAGCUUGAUGAUUAGUCAUCUAAAGGAUGACUCUACAGAUUUGGUGGCAAUAACAAAUUGAGCCAUCUGUUCUAAGUUGGUUACAAGGAUUGAUGCUAGAUUAGUGUCCUGAUUACAAGGAUGAAUAAUUCACACCUGUAAUUCCCAUGAUUUUACAACACUCCCCCUUGAAUGUUCAUCCUUGAAUAGUUAUUUUGUUAUUAUGAAAAAUUAGUGUGAAAGUUAAGGGGUAAAGAUUACGACAUAUAAUGUCAUUGUAUUUGGAUGUACUGUCUCGUUAAAAACCUUAUCAGGAAAAACCCAGUGGGAUAAAAACCUGAUGAAGGAAAAAAGAGUGCAGUGCAUUCAAAUACUCCCCCUGAAUUUAGCAUAAAUUAUGAAGGCGGCGCAUGCCGAUUUUCUGUACAAGUUCUAUGAACUUCUUCGGGGGCAAUGACUUGGUGAAGAGAUCAGCCGGAUUUUCACUGGAUCUGAUUUGUUGAAUGUUGAUCGUCCCUUCUUUCUCCAGAUCAUGAGUAGAGAAGAACUUUGGUGAUAUGUGUUUCGUUCUGUCUCCUUUGAUGUAGCCUUCUUUAAUCUGAGCUAUGCACGCAGUGUUGUCUUCGUAGAUCACAGUCGGGUGACAAGUAAUAGGCUUCACACCGCAUUCAUUUUGGAUGUGUUGAAUCAUAGACCGCAACCACACACAUUCUCUUCCGGUUUCAUAUAAUGCAAUUAACUCCGAAUGAUUUGAUGAUGUAGCUGUCAAUGUCUGCUUCAUAGAUCUCCAUGAGAUUGCGGUGUUACCACAAGUAAAUACGUACCCGGUUUGUGAUUUCGCCUUUUGAGGAUCUGAUAAGUAUCCAGCGUCUGCAUAUCCGAUUAAAGCAGCUUUUGCAUCUUUGUGGUAGAAUAAGCCGAGAUCAACUGUACCACGUAGAUAACGGAAUAUAUGCUUGAUCCCGUUCCAAUGACGUCUUGUUGGGCAUGAACUAUACCUAGCUAAUAAAUUUACAGAAAAUGCAAUAUCUGGUCUAGUAUUAUUAGCUAAAUACAUUAAAGCUCCAAUAGCACUCAGAUAUGGUACUUCAGGACCGAGUAUUUCUUCGUCGUCUUCUCGGGGACGGAAUGGAUCAUCGUGUAUGUUGAGAGAUCGAAUGACCAUUGGUGAAGUCAAAGGAUGAGCUUUGUCCAUAUAGAAUCUCUUCAACACUUUUUCGGUGUAAUUGGAUUGGUGGAUGAAAAUUCCAUUCUUCAAAUGCUCAAUUUGAAGUCCGAGACAAAAUUUGGUUCUCCCGAGAUCUUUCAUUUCAAAUUCUUUCAUAAGAUAUUUUGCAAUAUUUUUAAUUUCAUCGGGAGUUCCAAUAAUAUUUAAGUCAUCAACAUAUACUGCAAUUAUGGCGAAUCCCGAAUUUGAUCGCCGAAUGAAAACACAUGGACUAAUCGGAUCAUUCUUAUAUCCUUCUUUGAGAAGGUAUUCACUGAGACGAUUAUACCACAUUCGUCCAGAUUGUUUUAGUCCAUACAAUGACUUUUGUAAUUUAAUGGAAAACAUGUCUCGAGGUUUCGAGCUAUAAGCUUCAGGCAUUUUAAAUCCACCGGGAACUUUCAUGUAAAUGUCUGUAUCAAGUGAACCAUAUAGAUAGGCGGUCACUACAUCCAUUAGGCGCAUUUGCAACCUUUCAAAAAUAGACAUGCCAAUGAGAAACCUUAAUGUAGUUGCAUCAACUACUGGAGAAUAGGUUUCUUCAUAAUCGAUUCCCGGCAUUUGAGAAAAACCUUGGGCAACAAGUCGGGCUUUAUAUCUAACAAUUUCAUUUUUCUCAUUGCGCUUACGCACAAAUACCCAUUUAAAACCCACAGGUUUUACGCUUUUUGGCGUAGGGACUAUCGGUCCAAAAACAUCACGUUUUUCAAGUGAUUUUAAUUCAGCCUGAAUAGCUUCAUUCCAUUUCGGCCAAUCGUGUCGUUUCCAACAUUCUUCAAUUGAUGUUGGCUCAUUGUCAUUGCUUUCAUUCAUAACAUUUGUG
Messenger RNA from Cuscuta epithymum, 4754 nucleotides. Lineage: Eukaryota; Viridiplantae; Streptophyta; Magnoliopsida; Solanales; Convolvulaceae. The record is from the annotation of a GenBank genome assembly.